Molecule: messenger RNA, 1035 nt
Organism: Colletotrichum aenigma
Lineage: Eukaryota; Fungi; Ascomycota; Sordariomycetes; Glomerellales; Glomerellaceae
Exons: 3
Coding region: 1-1035 (344 amino acids)
Source: RefSeq, a predicted model, not a curated record
AUGCGACCCUCUCCGAGCCUGCUGCUGGCUUUCAUCAGCGCAUGCUGUACAACCUCAGCCAACCCGCUGCAGAACAGCCGACAUAAACAACACGCGCCUCCGCGUCGCACGUCUCCCGCAGAAGUAUUCCGGUCCACCGAGGACACCGCGCCGGUCCCGACACCAGCUCCCAAGCUUCGUUACCGAAACGCAAAGAUUGAGCCUCGAUCAAAGGGCCCAGAUACGUGUGGAUUCUGGUCUUCUUAUGGAGAAACCGAUUGGCAGACUCUGGUAUGCAACACUGCGGCAUCGUGUCAGACGUCAGGGACCGUUUUUGGAUGCCGCGACGAGCCAUACACGGGAUGCAUAGACGCGAGCAGCCCGUCAAGCUUGAAAUCUUUGUGCGGGAACGAUGAAUCUUACGACGGGAAUAUUUGCUGCGUAACGGUUGCUGAGCCGACAUGUUUCAUGUUCGUUCAGAAUUACGGAUUAUCGAGUACGGUCACAAAUCACAGAUGCUGGCAAAGCAUGUUUGGGCAAUGGAACGCCCAGUACCUCGACACAACUACAGGCUCGGUUGCGAUCACCUCGAUUGUGAUAACGAGGACUGCCCUGGUGUUAAAGACCCUAUCAUCAACUGCAUCCUCAGCAGCGGAAGCUGCAUCAGAAUCAUCUUCUUCAGGCGGUUCAGGCGUGUCAGGAGGCGCCGUCUCGACGACUGGUGCCAUCGUGGGUGGUGUUGUCAGCGGCGUCGCCGUGAUCGCCAUCGCAGUCUGCGUUAUCGUCUGGCUCAUACUCAGACAUAAGAGACAACGCAAGGAAGAAUAUGCGCAUCCCAUGACACCGGGUCCUCUAGAGCAAUUCUCUAUGCAGCCGUACGUCGCCUCCCCCGGUUCCGGUACGCCACGCUAUCUGAGCGGGUUCUACGAGCCAGAAAAAUACCAGCCCGUGCCGAUUAUCGACCCAACUUCUAGUGAGGCGCGGGGAUCGCCGAGCAUCAGCCAUAGCAGGGUCAAUGAUAAUGACAACGGCGAUCGAAUUGAGCUCGCAUCAUGA